AUGAACAGACCUCAAUCUCAGAGAAAUUCUAUUGGGCGCCUAUCAGUCUCACAUGUCAAGGACUCUAUGCGGCGAAAUCGUAGGCAGAUUGUGGAAGACCAGGCGAUUUUGAACGACCACUAUGCUGAUUUCUUGAAUCGACAAGGAGUUACUUAUACUGCCUUCUACGGACCUGACCGGGCCCAUAAUCGCCACAGAUUCAACGUGUUUAAGAGAAGGAUUGAGAGAAGGGCCGAAGACAUCCCUCUGGUCCGGACGAAUCUUCAAACCCAAGAGACCUUUGUAAGGGAAGAGGAUUUCGACUUCCCUAACGCACUGAGGGAGGCUUUACAAACUGGACCAAUUCUGGCAUCCAUCCUUGUAAAAACAGGACUCGAUGACUUGCAACGCAACACGUUAUUGCCAUCCAGCACAUCAUAUGUUAUGGUAGAUGGCGAACUGUCCACACAUACUUGCGUAUUGACAGGCUAUGGGACACUAGCCGACGGCCGAGAAUACUUUGAAAUUCUCAAUUCAUGGGGUUCGUGGUGUGAUGAAGGCCUCGGGUUUAUAUCAGAGGAGGAUAUCCUCGAGGCAUGGAUGUAUGACAUCCAAGAGAUAGUUUUAUGGAGAUUUCCACAGAGGUCAAAAGGCUCUGAUGUACUGGCUAGAAAGCAAGUACUUUCUUUUAUCAGUUUGCUUCACUACAUUCCUAGAUUUGCCUGA
Molecule: messenger RNA, 705 nt
Organism: Striga asiatica
Lineage: Eukaryota; Viridiplantae; Streptophyta; Magnoliopsida; Lamiales; Orobanchaceae
Source: the annotation of a GenBank genome assembly